ACAAAAUAAGAGUGAAUUGCAUGUAAAAUUGUGGAACUUUGAAGUGAAAUAUCUCGAAAACUAUGCGUCUGAGGACGGUAUAUGUGUAUAUAUUUUUUAAUCCUGAGGACCUCCUCUAUCCAUCGGUACCAUCAAAUCGCGGCGCCGCAAGAAUCGUAAUCGUGCCCAUUAAAAACGUAAAAUUUCGCCAAAAAAUAAAAUAAAAUUCGAAGUGCAUUAAAUUCAAACAAAUUGACGAUCAGUGAGUUUAGUGUUCGUACAGUACUCUUAACAACUCUGUGUUUUCAGCGUCAGUUGAUUUUGUUUGACGUUAAUUCAAUUUUGACGGCAGCAAGCGUCGCACAGAAGAAAUUAAUUUUUUAUUGUUGUGAAUGCUUAGUUAUAACAUUACAUUUCCAAUUGUUUUGUUUUUAACAAUUAAUGGUUAAUUGAUAAGUUAAACAAUACAAAAUAUUGUGUGAAAAUCAACGAGAAAGUGAGGGAAAUUAGAAAUCUUAUUUGAAAAUAGCGCGCCAUGGAUUUCCAAUUCGUGUUACCUACCGCCAAUGCAGAGCUGCUAAACUCAAGCGGAGAUAGUUACUAUGUGAAACAAGUUUAUGCGCCAAAUGAAAUUGGGGAACGUUUACGAUUGUGCAAACAAAUGGUACAACAAGGUGAUCCGUUCUAUCUCUUUGAUCAUUUUGAUACAUAUUUUACUAUAAUUGAAGGACGCGGUUGUGAUGCGGCAACUGUUACCAAUCUAAUGCGAGCCUUUGAUUUACUGUACAUUACUGUAGACAAGCUUGGUCAGAGGCUAGCGCCAAUAUUAUCCAGUAGUGACACAGCACACAGCUUAGAAGACCGUCAAAAAUAUCUGAAUUUAUCAAAAAUGUCACUAUUUUUACAAGUCAAUGUAGUGAGACGUAUUGAUAGUGUUUGUGCUCAGGUUCAACAACAACAACAGCAGAGUCAACAGAAAAAACGUUCGAAACAAACUGAAACCCUUGAGCAAUACCCUGAUUGGGAUUCUAAGCGUGGUCGUUUUCUUGUACAACUUUUUAAUAUUUUACAGUUUCCGCUGGAAAAACUUUGGGAUCCACCUGUAGCUGAAGAAAAUUUUGUAAAUUUAAUUUGUGACAUUUGCUAUCGUACACUCGAAUUAAUACAACCCCGUUCAGAUAAUCGACAUAUUACAGAUACGGUUUUUCAAAUUUUCGGUACCGCCAUAAAACGCUACAAUCAUGCGCUCACUUUUCCCGUGCGUAUUUUACAAAUAUUACGAACGACCGAACAUGCUGCUCUAUCGAUUGCAAGCGGUAUAAAUGUAUUGCAGGAAGAGUAUGGUAUAUCUAGUGUUUUCUCAGUACUCAUUAAGGAUAUUGUAGAGACUCUAACCGUCGAUUCAGCUGAUACGGUGGUAUCAAGAAACUUUUCUAACUUUUUAAUGGAACUAGCAACCAUAGCUCCAAAACUAAUGAUACCACAUCUUUCUACAUUAUGUGAUGAGCUGUUGAAUUGCGAAUCUCAUACACUUCGAAAUUGUAUUUUACAAAUUAUGGGCGAUGCAAUCGUUGGUGAGCUAACCUCAGAAGAGAUGUCAGAAGAAUUGAAAGAGGCGCGAAAUGAAUUUCUUGAAAAUUUAUUGGCGCACAUUAAUGAUGUGUCAGCGCAUGUGCGCGCGAAAGUUUUACAAAUUUGGAAUAAUAUGAAGGAAGAAAACGCGGUACCGUUGUCUUUCCAGUUAAAAGUGUUAUGUGAAGCUGUCGAUCGUUUGGAAGAUAAAACUUCCUCUGUACGCAAACAUGCUGUGCAGCUUAUUAAAUCAUUUUUGGAACGAAAUCCUUUUGCAGCUAAACUAACGUUAGAAGAGCUAAUAAAGAAACAUGCGGAAGAAUGUGAGAAAAUGGAGAAAUUAAGUGAAGUGUUGGCGGAGGAGCGUAAAAAAGCCGAGGAAUUGGAUGAGCAAUGGAAUGUGUUAAUACCAGAAAUAUUACCCAUUGUAGAGACACACUUGAAAGAAUGUACCGAAGAUUUGCCAGAGAAUACGCAAGAGAACUAUGAAGAUAUGAUACAACGCAUUUCCACAUUGUUGUUGGAGAAGAAAUAUCGUGAGGCAGUUAAUUUGUUGCGAAAAGCCGACCAUGUUGCCGGCAACGCUGAAUUGAGGCAUACUCUAAAACUAGAAGAACAAUGCGCCUAUUAUAUGGCAUUGUUAAAAUCAUACAUCUUUCUGGCAAACGGGUGCAAAGACAGCAACGAAGAGCUGGGCACACAAAUCAAGACCGUACAGUUUUUACAAGACUCGAUCGAUUUUUCUAAAGUCAUAACAAAAGCUGUGCCAAAAAUUCAAGAAUUAUUGCUGUCCAAAACUAACACUGAUGUAUUUGAAGCUGUUGAUCUCUUUACCACUGGUUAUUUAUUUGGUAUUAAAGGCACUGAAGGUGGUAUGCGACAGAUGUUGUAUCUGGUAUGGUCUUCGGAUAAGGAAAAACGUGAUGCGGUUUCUAAUGCCUACAAAAAAGUACUAUUCACUACCGAUCAAACGGGCAGGGCACAUGGCAUUAAGGUCGUGCAGAAUCUUAUGAGGUUUCUUGAGGAACUCGAAUAUGGUCAUUACACAGCCAUGGAGUGUUUGAUGCGCGAAUGGGUAUCCACGGACGAUAUUGAUGCUGCUAUUAUACAAGUGCUUUUUGAACGUUUUACGCAGAAAUUAGAGGGCACAACCGACAAUGAAUCUCGCCUAGCAUUACAGCUGCUGAUAAUGGCAUCACAUGCCAAGUCGUCCAUUGCAUCGGCAAAUAUUAAUGUAAUUGAAACGAUUGGCUUGGGCGAACGUGCCAAAUCCGAUCCACGUGUUUAUACUGGUUGCAUGGAGUUUAUGCUGAACUCUAUCGAUUCAAGCGCACACUCGAAAUUCUACAAACGUUAUGAGCCAGAUGCAGCACUUGUGCAAAAAGUAAUCGAAUUCUUCCAACGGUAUUUCUUUCAUCCCGGCGUGCCAGAUUUUGAUAAGCUAGCAAUGCGUACGUUGGAAUUCUUCUAUCACCUCUGUCAGACGCCGGAUGUUAUUUGUCAAAAAAUUGUUGUUGGCUUAUUGAAAAAAUUCCGUGAUUAUGCUAUAUGUAUCACCGAUAUUACACCAUCGCAGCAAGCGCACGCGCUUGAAACACCCUUUUCGCAGCCCAUACCGGAGACACAACCAACUCAGUCACAGAUUGCUGCAGUGCCACAGCAAAAACGUAUGCCUGUAUUUUUACUAACACGCUUCCUCUUCACCAUUGGCUAUAUGACAAUGAAAGAGAUGAUCUUUCUCGAUAUCGAUGUCUAUAAUAAUAUGAAAUUUAGACAAGAGUUGACCGAAUGUGAAGAGAAAAAAAAGAAGAACGCAUUCAACACGAACAGACGAAAGACGGGGAAUUUGAAUAUGUCAGCGACGGAAUCGUUGAAACGAUUGUCGGGUACAGCUGCCGAACCACAACAGGAGCCAGACGAGGAUCUUGUUGGUGCCACUGCUGAAGACAAUAUAGCUGAGCUUAUUAACCAUAUCUGCGAGAAUGUACUACUACAAGACGAAAACUCACUGCUUACAAAAAUAUUUCCCUACGUCAUGGAAAUAUGCAAAUAUCCCGUUAAGUAUCGGGAUCAAUCACUGCAACAAGCGGCCACGCUUACGCUCAUUCGCUUCAUGUGCGUUUCCUCAACGUUCUGCGAAGCGAAUAUGCCUUUCCUUAUGAACAUCUUGAAUCACACGAAAAAUAUUAAGAUCAAAUGUAAUAUUGUAAUUGGUUUAUCCGAUUUGACCUUCCGUUUUCCCAAUAUAAUCGAACCCUGGACGGGUCAUUUCUACUCGACGCUGCACGAAAGUAAUACUGAAUUACGACUGACGGCGGUGAAAAUGCUUUCGCAUCUCAUUUUGCACGAAAUGAUACGCGUGAAAGGACAGAUUGCCGAUUUGGCUAUGUGUAUUGUGGACGCUGACGCGGAAAUCAAGAAUAUUACGCAGCAGUUCUUUAAAGAGAUCGCUAACAAAUCGAACAUCCUGUACAAUGUCUUGCCGGACAUCAUAUCGAAAUUGAGCGAUACUAGUUUGAAUAUCGAAGAGGAAAAAUAUCGCACGAUUAUGCGUUACAUUUUGGGUCUGAUACAAAAGGAUCGACAGGUCGAAACUUUGGUGGAGAAAUUGUGCUUGCGCUUCCCAGUGACACGUGAAGAACGCCAAUGGCGCGACAUUGCCUACUGUCUGAGUCUGCUUUCCUACAAUGAACGCGCCGUAAAAAAACUGCUAGACAAUGUACAACAUUUCAAGGAUAAAGUACAAAUCGACGAAGUAUAUCAGUCGUUCAAGUUGAUCAUAAGUAACACAUCAAAACUGGCUAAACCCGAACUUAAAGCCGCCGUUAUGGAGUUGGAAACACGUAUCAAUGAAUGCUUGGAAGUAAAUGACGGAAAGGAGCGCGAAGAUAAGGAAGCUGGUGGUGGUGGUGGCGACUCGAGCGCUGGCCGUGGCGAAGCGCCUGCCAAAACCCAAAAAGGUAAAAAGGCAGGUGGUAGCAAACAACGUGCGGGCAGUAGCCGACGCGGUAAGCGUGACAAAUCUUCCAGCAGCGAAACAACAAGCAGUAGUGACGAUGAAGCGCCUGCAAAACAAAAACAACAGAAAAAUGCGCGUGCGCGUGCAACCGUUGCGGAUUCCUCAUCGUCGGAAGAGGAAGAGAGUGCGCAAACAGCGCGGGGUGGACGUGGGGUAGCAAACUCAGCAUCAGCGGCGCGCGACAGAAGUAGAAAAGCGGCGAAAGUAGCAACAAACAAACCGCGCACUGGUGCACGCAGCAAAGUUAUCGAAGAGUCAGGCAGCUCGGAUGAUGAGGAAGAACAGCAUCCCCAACGCAAACGUGGGCGUGCCAAUCGCAAAUGAAUGGAAGCCAUAUUUAGUAGUAGUUUAGAAACUCUAGAAAAAUAACGCACGGAACGUAGUUUAGUUAAUAAAAAUUAAAGCAAAUAAAUUGCUAAUAUAAAUUUAAAAUUAGAUUUACACACACCUAUUAUGUAUUUAUAAUAGCGCGAGUAUAGCUGCCGUUCGACAACAGUAUACCAAAAUUAUUUUGCGAGUGGAUAUUGACUACCCAAAGCAGGCCGUCACCAUCUUAUAUACUUACAUAUUUAUCGCUUAUUAUCAACCUAUGGGAUAGUAUGUAGAAAUGUGGAAAUCGAUUUUGCGAAUUUUGGCGUUUAAAUACAUUGAAUGUCACUAAAGAAAA
Messenger RNA from Bactrocera neohumeralis, 5237 nucleotides. It is a transcript of the gene Cap-D2, whose product is annotated as condensin complex subunit 1. The record is from RefSeq and is a predicted model, not a curated record. Gene Ontology annotation, molecular function: histone binding. The transcript has 7 exons. Gene Ontology annotation, cellular component: nucleus; condensed chromosome, centromeric region. The coding region runs from base 515 to 4894 and encodes 1459 amino acids. Lineage: Eukaryota; Metazoa; Arthropoda; Insecta; Diptera; Tephritidae. Gene Ontology annotation, biological process: mitotic cell cycle; mitotic chromosome condensation; meiotic chromosome condensation.